UGCUGCUGGUGGUGCCGGUUGUUGUGCCGGUGGUGCCAGCAGCAGCAGCAGCGGUGUAGACCUGACGCUGGCGCAGGCGCUGGUGGCGGAGGCGCUGUCCCGCUGGCACCGGCUCGGCACCAAGGCCGACAACGUGAGCGCCGUGGUGGCGCGGCUGUGCCCGUCGGCGGCGUCGCCGGCGCCCCGGCUCGGUGCCGACGGCGCCGCCGGCGCCGUGCUCGUUGCCGGCGGAGGAGGAAUGGUCGCUGGUGGUGGUGGUGGUGGCGCCGUCCGUGCGUCAGCCCUGGCCAGGAGUGGAACCGAGGUUCUACGAGGGCCGGGCACCGAGGAGCUACCCAGCAACAACAGCAGCAGCAGCAACAACAACAGCAACAGCAGCAGCGGCAACAGCAGCAGUGGGAAGUUCACUCCACUGCUGGCUGACCUGGGCUGCAGCCAGGAGGAGAUUCCCAGCAAGCGCAGCCGCAGGAGCGGUCCUCACGAGGGCACCGCCUCAGACUAGCACCUCAGACUAGCGCCGCAGACUAGUACCUCAGACUAGCGCCUCAGACUAGCACCUCAGACUAGCGCCUCAGACUAGCGCCUCAGACUAGCGCCUCAGACUGGUGCCUCAGACUAGCACCUCAGACUGGCGCCUCAGACUAGCGCCUUGGACUAGCGCCUCAGACUAGUGCCUCAGACUAGUGCCUCAGACUAGCGCCUCAGACUGGUGCCUCAGACUAGCACCUCAGACUAGCGCCUCAGACUAGCGCCUCAGACUUGCGCCUCAGCCCAGCGCCUCAGACUAGCGCCUCAGACUAGCGGGGACCCCGGUAGAGGGACCCUGGGA
Molecule: messenger RNA, 829 nt
Organism: Petromyzon marinus (sea lamprey)
Lineage: Eukaryota; Metazoa; Chordata; Hyperoartia; Petromyzontiformes; Petromyzontidae
Biological process (GO): protein dephosphorylation
Molecular function (GO): protein serine/threonine phosphatase activity; cation binding
Source: RefSeq, a predicted model, not a curated record